Alnus glutinosa is the source of this 1128-nucleotide messenger RNA. RefSeq lists its product as uncharacterized. Lineage: Eukaryota; Viridiplantae; Streptophyta; Magnoliopsida; Fagales; Betulaceae. The record is from RefSeq and is a predicted model, not a curated record. The coding region runs from base 1 to 1128 and encodes 375 amino acids. The transcript is spliced from 3 exons.
AUGAAACCAGUUAGACGUCCUGGAUGGGAUGUAUUUAUUACCAAGGGAUUUUUAGAAAUGAAAAAAAACGUUCAUGAUGGAAAGAAAUGUGCAUUUUUAACUCAUAUUGGAGAUGAUCUUUGUUCACCCCAUAAUAAUGCUGUGAAAUCUUGUGAGGAUUUAAAACAACAAUCACCGCAUAUCGAUAAAUUAUUGAAUGCACAAAGUACUGAACAAAUUCAAAAUAAUCGUCUACGUGUAAAAACUUCUAUUGAUGUUGUUCGGUGGCUUACAUUUCAAGGAUAUGCUUUUAGAGGUCAUGAUGAGACUCUUGAUUCAAAAAAUCGAGAUAAUUUUCUUGAGAUGAUUAAAAUUUUGGCAUCAUAUAAUGAAAAAGUUGCAACAAUUGUUUUGAAAAAUGCUCCUAAAUCUGCAAAGUAUACUUCACAUAGAAUUCAAAAGGAGAUUUUGCAAGUCAUGGCAAGUAAAGUGCAAGAUAAAAUUCGUGAAGAUAUUGGAGACUCUAAAUUUUAUAUUAUUGUUGAUAAAGCACGAGAUAAGUCUAAAAGAGAACAAAUAGCUAUUGUUUUGAGAUUUGUUGACAAAUAUGUUGCUGCAUCUAGAGAAGUGGUUUUUGUUCAUGAGUUCUUCACAAAUUUGAAUUUCAUUAUCAAUAUGCAAAAAUCUCAAGACAUUUUGAAUGCUAUUAAUUUAGUUUCUACUGCGAAAAAACUUAUCCAAAAGCUAAGAGAUGAUGAUUGGGAUAAAUUUCUUGAGAAUGUUGUCUCUUUCUCCAAGAAAUUUGAAAUUGACAUCCCAGACUUGAGUGCUCGUUAUAUUGAAGGUCGAGGUUGUAAUCAACUGAAUCACAUUACAGUGGAGCAUCAUUAUCAUUUUGACAUAUUCAAUGCUGCUAUAGACUUUCAACUGCAAGAGCUUAAUUGUAGGUUUGGUGAAAGAGGAGUCAAACUUUUGACACUUAGGUCAGCUUUGGAUCUGAAGGAUGGUUAUAAAUCCUUUAAAAUUGAUGAUAUAUGUAGUCUUGCGGAGGUGUAUUAUCCUCUUGAUUUUUCUGAGCAGGAGAAAUUUAAUUUGGGAUUCCAAUUGAAGUAUUUUGAACUUGAUGUGCAUAAUGAUUUGAAGUUGUAA